GCUGAUAUUGACACACUAUGUGUAGCACCAAGGCAUGUUGAUCGGCAAGACUUUUUUGGGUCAUUCUAUGAAAUGCUCAAAGAGGAUGAAAAUGUCACUGAUCUGCAUGCAGUAGAAGAUGCUUUCGUCCCUGUCAUCAAGCUUAAAUAUGCCGGAAUCGAGCUUGAUAUUCUAUUUGCAAGAUUAGCAUUGAAAGUAAGCGUUUUUCAAUAA
Molecule: messenger RNA, 213 nt
Organism: Cylicostephanus goldi
Lineage: Eukaryota; Metazoa; Nematoda; Chromadorea; Rhabditida; Strongylidae
Source: the annotation of a GenBank genome assembly